Corvus hawaiiensis (hawaiian crow) is the source of this 8136-nucleotide messenger RNA. RefSeq names its product phosphorylase kinase regulatory subunit alpha 2 (gene PHKA2). The transcript is spliced from 33 exons. Gene Ontology annotation, biological process: glycogen metabolic process. Lineage: Eukaryota; Metazoa; Chordata; Aves; Passeriformes; Corvidae. Gene Ontology annotation, cellular component: phosphorylase kinase complex. The record is from RefSeq and is a predicted model, not a curated record. Gene Ontology annotation, molecular function: calmodulin binding. Bases 76 to 3828 code for a protein of 1250 amino acids.
GAGAGGCCGCCGCCAUCUCCGGGUACCGCCGCUCCGGGCGCGGCCGGGCCGGGCAGUCGGGCCGGCCGUGGGGCCAUGAGGAGCCGCAGCAACUCGGGGGUGCGCCUGGAUGGCUACGCCCGCCUGGUCCAGCGGACCAUCCUCUGCCACCAGAACCCAGUGACGGGGCUGCUUUCAGCUGGGACAGACCAUAAGGAUGCCUGGGUACGGGACAACAUCUACAGCAUCCUGGCCGUGUGGGGGCUGGGAAUGGCGUAUCGGAAGAAUGCGGACCGGGAUGAGGAUAAAGCCAAAGCCUAUGAGCUCGAGCAGAAUGUUGUGAAGCUGAUGCGGGGACUCCUGCAGUGCAUGAUGAGACAGGUAGAUAAGGUAGAGAAGUUCAAACGCACUCAGAGUACCAAAGACUGCCUCCAUGCCAAGUAUAACUCUGCAACUUGUGCUACGGUGGUUGGGGACGACCAGUGGGGGCAUCUGCAAGUGGAUGCAACUUCCCUUUAUCUGCUCUUCUUGGCACAGAUGACUGCAUCAGGGCUACGUAUUAUCUUCACUCUCGAUGAAGUUACCUUUAUCCAGAAUCUUGUUUUUUACAUAGAAGCUGCCUACAAAGUUGCUGAUUAUGGAAUUUGGGAACGUGGUGAUAAGACAAACCAAGGAAUCCCUGAACUGAACGCGAGCUCCGUAGGGAUGGCCAAAGCUGCUUUGGAAGCAAUUGAUGAACUAGAUCUUUUUGGAGCUCAUGGAGGACACAAAUCAGUGAUUCAUGUUCUUCCUGAUGAAGUAGAACACUGUCAGUCUAUUCUGUACUCCAUGCUGCCAAGGGCGUCCACUUCAAAGGAGAUAGAUGCUGGCCUUCUCUCUAUUAUUUCUUACCCAGCUUUUGCAGUGGAGGAUGUAAACCUUGUUAAUGUAACCAAGAGUGAAAUCAUAUCCAAAUUGCAGGGCCGCUAUGGCUGCUGUCGCUUUCUCCGAGAUGGUUACAAGACACCCAGAGAGGAUCCAAGCAGGCUGCACUAUGAUCCUGCUGAGCUCAAGCUCUUUGAGAAUAUUGAAUGUGAGUGGCCAGUAUUCUGGACAUACUUCCUAAUUGAUGGAAUAUUUAAUGAGGACAAAAUCCAGGUGCAAGAGUACAGAGAGGCUCUGGAAGGAAUACUUAUUAGAGAGAAGAAUGGAUUAGUGCUAAUGCCUGAAUUGUAUGCAGUCCCUUCAGAAAAGGUGGAUGAGGAGUAUGAAAAUCCUCACUCAGUGGAUCGUGUCCCAGUGGGAAAGUUACCACAUCUUUGGGGCCAGUCAUUGUAUGUCCUGAGCUGCCUGUUAGCAGAGGGGUUUCUUGCUGCAGGUGAAAUUGAUCCCUUAAACAGGAGAUUUUCCACUGGAUUUAAACCUGAUGUUGUGGUACAAGUAACUGUUUUGGCGGAAUCUAAUCAAAUCAAGAAUCUCUUGCAAGACCAUGGAAUCAAUGUUCAGAGCAUUGCUGAUAUCCAUCCACUCAGAGUGCAGCCAGCUCGCAUCCUCAGCAACCUCUACACCAUGCUGGGCCGGAACAAGAGCAUGAAAUUAAGUGGCCGGCCACACCGACACAUUGGGGUGUUGGGCACCUCCAAGCUCUACGUGAUAAGAAAUCAAAUAUUUGCUUUCACCCCUCAGUUUACUGACCAGCAUCACUUCUAUCUGGCUCUAGACAAUCAGAUGAUUGUGGAGAUGCUCAAGACAGAGCUGGCUUACCUCACUUCUUGCUGGAGGAUGACAGGGAGACCAACCUUGACAUUUCCCAUCACCCACACAAUGCUUGUUGAUGAUGGUACUGACAUUCAUCCAGCAGUUCUUGCCACAAUAAGAAAAUUAGAGGAUGGUUAUUUUGGAGGUGCAAGGGUGAAGAUAGGCAAACUAUCAGAAUUUCUUACCACCUCUUUUCAUACAUAUCUGAGCUUCCUGGAUCCAGACUGUGACCUAAAACUGUUUGAUGACCGUAAUGAAGACUGCAAUAGUCCUGACAGUGAAUAUGGAGACUACCCAGCAGACUUCUGUGAAAAAGAUAGCCAGGAUGAGCUGGAUCAGUAUAUAAAUGAUGUUCUGCAGAGCACAGCACUGAAGUCAUACCUGCCUCCAACUUCAAAGACAACGAGUCAACCACCUGUGUUCAGUGCAAACCAUUCCACAGAAGAGAUACUGUCAAUAAUGGCCAAGACAAAGGGCUUGGAAGUUCCAGCCGUGUCUAUGUCUCUUCCCACUAAAGUUCUGAACACACACCGGAAGUCUCUGAAUCUUGUUGAUAAUCCUCAUUUCUUUGAGACAAAGGACCGUGAAAAUGUUUUGCACUUACCUAAAGAUGCUCAUGGUGAUUUGGAUUGCAGGAAGCUUGUUGAUCAGCUGAAGGAAUGUCCAACACUCCAUGAUCAAGCAGAUAUCUUGUAUAUCUUGCAUAUACUCAAAGGUGCUGACUGGGACACAGAGCUGGAUGGACAGUAUGGUGUCACUGUUCAUUGCCUCCUCAACGAGCUCUACAGAAAGGCAGGUCUCAAUCAAGAAUGGGGCUUAAUCCGCUACAUUUCUGGCAUACUGAAAAAGAGAGUUGAAGUCCUGGCUGAGGCAUGCACAGACCUUCUGUCACACCACAAGCAACUUACAGUGGGCCUGCCACCAGAACCCCGUGAGAAAAUCAUUACCACCCCACUGCCACCUGAGGAGCUCACAGAUCUCAUUUAUGAAGCCAGUGGCCAAGACAUCAGUAUUGCAGUCCUGACUCAGGAAAUAAUUAUGUACUUGGCGAUGUACGUCCGGUCACAGCCCAGUCUUUUUGUGGAGAUGCUCAGGCUCCGCAUUGGUCUGAUAAUCCAGGUGAUGGCCACUGAGCUGGCACGAAGUCUGAAAUGCUCAGGUGAAGAAGCUUCAGAGAGCUUGAUGAAUCUAAGCCCCUUUGAUAUGAAAAGUCUCCUACAUCAUAUUCUCAGUGGGAAAGAGUUUGGAGUGGAAAGAAGCUUGCGACCUGUAGAUUCUUCUUCAUCCAGCCCUGCAAUUUCUAUUCAUGAGAUGGGGCAUUCUGGAGCAACCAAAACAGAAAGAAGUGGUAUUACUAAAUUGAAGAGUGAGAUGAAGCAGUUUUUUCAUGAGGGGUACUCCACGUCCAACAGCAUGUUUGCUUCCACGAGACUUCAGCAAUUCCAAGUAAGUCUGAAGCUCCAAAUGUGUCAUGGAGAGACAGGAAGUUUCCAGCUACACAUGCCCUUUGAACAGAGGGGCAGUACUCCAUCAUCUCCCACCAGUACUUCUCCAACUGGCUCCGGUGGAGACAUGAGCUGGGGUGACAGAAAAGGGCAGUGGCUGCGCAGGAGGAGGCUUGACGGUGCUAUUAACAGAGUUCCUGUUGGCUUUUAUGAGAAAGUGUGGAAAAUCCUUCAGAAGUGCCAUGGUCUGUCCAUUGAUGGGUAUGUCCUUCCUUCUUCAACCACCAGAGAGAUGACCCCAUGCGAAAUCAAGUUUGCAGUGCACGUGGAGUCGGUGCUGAACCACGUCCCCCAGCCUGAGUACAGGCAGCUCCUGGUGGAAGCUAUUCUGGUCCUCACGUUCCUCUCUGACAUCGAGGUGAACAGCAUCGGGGGCAUCAUCCACGUGGACAGAAUUGUGCACAUGGCCAAUGACCUGUUUCUGCAGGAGCUGAAAUCAUUUGGAGCUACUGGUAGUAUCUUGGAGAAAGACGUAGCCACGGGAAUUUGCCACUUUUUUUAUGACAGUGCUCCCAGUGGAGCCUAUGGCACCAUGACUUACCUAACAAAAGCUAUAAUUAUUUAUUUACACGAUUUCCUGCCCAGCACAGGCUGUGCAAUGCAGUAAGUGAUGCCUCAAGCGGAGGGAAGGCUCGGAGGCUCUUCCUCCCCAGUUCCCUGUCACAAACCCCUUGGCUGUGGUUGCUGCCCGUGUGUGCCAUCCACUCCCCCAGCAUUUGGCCCUGCUGGGGAUGCUGUGUGCACAUUGACCUGCUGGGGACAGGGAGCUGGAAUUUGGCCUGGUUUUAGGAGAGUGUGCAAGAAAUAACAAAUAACGAGGCUUAUUCUGCCCAAAGUGCAUAAAUGUAAUUUGUAUUAAAUUAGCAAGGAUUAUACAGUUCUGCCAAGGGGAAAACAGAUUACUCUGUGGAGAUCAAAAGGCAUAAUAAAAUGAGGGAGCUGCAUCUUGGGGACGGUCUCACAAAUAAGGGAAGUGAUGGAAUUCAUUAAUUUUUCUCCUGCUGUGUGUAAAUGUACAUCAUUGUGAAUCACUAAUGCACAGUGUGAAACAUCCAGGGAAAAUAGAGGAGUAAGAAUAACUUGAAAUAACGUGGUGGUAUUUCUAAUACACUUUUACCCUGAUUCUCUUCUCAUUUGCACCUAGUCAGUGCAAGGCUAAGGCCAGUAGGGACAAACUUCCUACAAUAUCCACUAAUUUGAGUGGAUAGCCUCUGUCAGGAAGCUGCAUCUGUCUUUAAUCUGAACAAAAUAGCUUCCUUCCCUGCAUCCCCAAGACUUUGGAGGCAAAAUCUCAAGACUCCAGCUUCUCCAAUGUGACAGACAGUUUUAUGCCUGUAAUCCUUUCCUCUGAAUGGAGCAAGAUAAACCUUUUCCCCUUGAGCACCCUUUCCAAGUCUCCUGAUCAUUUCCCUUGCAAACAGCCUCAGAGUUAAGAAUGGCAUUAUUGUGGCCUUUCCAGUGUAGCGUGAGUUUAUGGAAGGCUUUGAUGUUUCUCUUUUUUCUUUUUCUUUUCUUUUUUUCCUUUUCCAUUUUUUCUUUUUCUUUUUUUUUCUUUUUAAUUUGAAGUCACACUGGUCUCAUGUAGUUAGGGGUUGGGCUGCCUGGAAGUCUCCCUGCAGACAGUUCCCAGGUUAAUGCUGUCCACUGGAAGCUCUGAGAUGCUGCAGGGAGAAUAGGUGUGUCCCCAGGCAUUGGCAGUGGUUUUCCUUGUGCCUGUGCUGCUGGCUUUGCCACCAGCCACAUGUCAGCACCUGGCUGACAGCUUAGGAAAGUGGCAGUAGCUUCAGCCUCUCCAUGGCCACAGACAGGUUCCCUCAGCAGCACUGCUGCCAUGUGAGCAGAAAGGAUCAGAGCAAUUCUGUCUUGCCAGGCAGAGGGGAAAAGAGCAGAUAGGCCUGUAAAAAGUACUUUCUGAGCUAAUAAACCUGGUAAGAGUAUUUCUGUAAGCCUCCCCUCCACUCUUUCAGAACAUAACUGUGCCAUUUGUAUAGGAUUUGAAUUUUUUUUUUUUUUUGGUAACAAUAGUGUGUGGUGCUUUUGAGAGUGAGGUUUUUGUUUCCAGUAGAAGUAAUGUCCUGUCUCACUUGCCAGUUGCCAGCCCUCAUGGUCCCAGCAGGUCUGAGCUCCAAAGGCCAUGACACCCUGCCUGCUGUCCCUCUACAGAGUCACUGCUGCUGUAGCAGUAUCUGGGAACUGGUUCAAGAGAGUGAAGGUGUGGGAGGCCUUAGUGUGAGGUGAUAUAAUGUUUUUUUCAGAGACAGAGGAGUUUGGUAGUCCAGAGGACCAGGAGCCCUGUGUUAAACCGCCAUGGGAACCAUGGGCCUGUGCAGGGGCCAGUAUAAAGUGACAGUUCAGGUACAAUUAGCACUUGGGUGUAGAAGUCAUUUUAUUGGUGUGGUGCCUGUUUUGUAAGGGUUUGCCUUUGUUAUUGUUUAGUUUGGUUUUUUUAACUUUUCGUAUGUAUUGUGAGAGCUCUCUUGGCUUGUUUCCCAGUAAAAGGAAGUAAAAUCCUUUGUCUACUUUAAGCAGAUGUGACAGUGCAGAGCAUAAGCACACAACAGCAAGGUGAUAGUUUUUUAUUUUACCCGGUAUCAUACAAAAAGUAGUAGCAGUUAUUUUUGCUUUUCUUCUUGAAUCCUAGACUGUGAGAGAUGCAAGAUGACUUUUUGCAGAAACAAGAAGGCUGAUGUUGGUUUUACAUGCAGCUGCAUUGAAGUCUAAGGCAAUUAAAUGUAUGGACUAACAUACCUGGACACCCCUUAACACUUAUUUUUUUUAAUGGGAGUGUCAUUGGUGUUUUUAAUAUCAAAUUCACAAUAUGACCUAGGUUAUGGUAUAUUCAUGAUGGUCAUAAUGAAUUACCACGUGGAAUGCAGGCAAUUGAAAAGUAUUUAUGUAGUAAUUUGAAGAGUUUAGGUAGCUGGUGGUGAAGGGUGGGACUCAAACACAAGGCCAGUGGAAGGCAAACUAAUAUUACUUACAGGGUCAGGCACAGCUGCACCACCUUGCUGCUGUGUUACUGCUCAGAGUGAAGAACCAUUGCAACUGGAGAGUUGCCUUGCAGUGCAAACCCAAUUAUGCAACUAAGGUUUUACACAGACCCCCUGCUUUCCUGAAGAUCCCCUGGGUGUGUGAGGCUGCUGCAAAGCAGAGCUGGCACUGGCAGUGACCAGGGUGUGCUCCCAGAUAAAAUACAGGACGACUUUGCAGUUUGUGCAGGGCUGAGCUAAUUGGCAGAGGCUCUCCUUGGCUGUGCAGCCUCCCUGGGGAGCCACCAGAUGACACUGCCAGCUCCCAGCCCCUGGAAACUCACUUAUGGAAAGAAGGCAAAGGUGAACAGACACAUCCUGUGAAACAAGGGCAUUAGCGAAUUAAAAUAGACUCACCUGAGAGCUGCUUGUGCCAGCCUGACCAGCACUGCUGCCCCAACCAGUUUGCAGCUGUGAGGUCAGGAGCACCCACACAGUGCUGGGGGCAGCUGGGUGCACCUGGAGACAGGUGCAGGGCUGGGGUGGGGGGCAACUGGCAGAAUAAGGCUCUGUGUCCAGCUCAGAGCUCACACCACAUGCUGGCCCCAACCCUGCUCCCCCAGGUCAGUGCCCUCCCUGCUCACAGCUGUUGCUGCCGACAGGGACAUGGGUUUGUCAAACUAGACAGAUCAAAAGCACCACUGAUCUCCCUUAGCUGCUGGUCCCACAGGUAACUGUGAAAACUGAAUGGGUGGAGUACAAAGUCUGUCUGACUUCUCUGCUGCUAAUUGUAGUCUCCUUUCUCAGGGAAGGAGUCUUGCUUGUUCCCAGAAGGUGCAGGUGAGCCACAAAGUCCUUAGCUGCCCUGCAAAGGGGCAGCCACUUUCUGUGGGGUAGUGAAACACCUGGGCUGCCCCAUGUGGGCACAGGACACUGCAGGAAUGUGUCACCCCUCUGGCAGUAGCCAGGGCCUUGAGUGAGGUGGGAGCUUGAGUCAGUCCACGUCCAACCUUGGGCACUUUUUGGAGUGGUCUGCAGGUAGGAGCAGAGUUGCCCAGAAAGCAGGAGAGAGAUGCCACCCCUGGUGCCAUCUGUAGCUGUAGGGUAAGAGUUUGGGCACUCAUCUGCAGGUUGAUUCAGGUGCUGCUCAAAGGACCACUCACGUCUGGAAUAUUAAGUAGCUGCUGCAUAGAAUCAUGACUGAAAAAAGGGAUUGAGGAUGGGGGUUAUAGAAGAAGAGCUUCGGGUCAAACAGUUCGGAUUUAAGUAAAAGCAGCAGGGCUUUUUCCCACUCGCAGUUCCAGUCUCAAGUGGCAUGUAUUCCAGCAUUAGAUGUUUCAGUUACUCCCCUGCCACCCUCCUGUCAGGGGUAAGGGGGCUUUUUGUGCCACCAGCAGCUGACAGGACAGCACCUUCUUUUUUGGCUCAAUGAUUCAGCUCCUCAGUCCUGUAUCCCCAAAAGGCUCUCACUGCCUGCCAAGUGAACCUGUGCUGCAACUGUACCUUGGCAUCCCCUCUCAGGAAGUGAUCCCUCAAGGCCAGUCCCCUUCAUGCCAGGUUCAGGAACGUGUCCCUAGUGGGGAAGAUCCAUACCGGAGGCUGCCAGCCAUUCUUCAGAGCUCCUCUCUCUCGUUGCACACCCUGGCUUUGUCCUCUUUACUGGGGCAGGUGGCAAAGGAGGACUCCAGAGCUGUGGUGUCCAGUUCCACCUUGUCAUUUCACACCCACUGCAUGGAAGCAACAGUGGGAAGCAAGAUCCCACCACACACAGUGGUGUUUGGCCAUCGUAAGUGGAGCCUUUUUGUCACUCCACUGGAAUAAGGUGGGACUGAUCAGAUUAACUGCAUGCUAAAAAUAUACAUUGUGUAUUACCAAUGCCAUUGAAGUUUUACUGUAAAUUUUGUUUGCACUAUUAAAGAUUUUUCUUUUCUCCAAGGCGGUAGAAA